AUGUUGUCGAGCGUGCGUGGGAGUCAGGCGAGUACGUCUGCACGUGUACACGAGGUUACUUCUACGGUUCAUGCGCUUCAGCGCCCAGUGGACAGAGGGAGGCGCCAGGCGUGAAAGCGGUGGUGGUCGCUAAUACUUUCAUUCUUAUUUUCGGAAGGUUGGCGAGCCCAUGAUGCGAUACGUAUCCACGCACCAAUCGGGGCAUUUGCAUGCACCGUAGCCGUUGUGGCUUCAGUUUGGCAGAAGCCAUUCGCCGCAGCAAGCUUGCCCCCUUUGAUGCUCUCUUGCUGCACGCGCCACCGGCUCCCAACAGCAAUCGCCACACGGCAAUUCAGGCUGAGACGAAUGGGCGGCGAUUCUGAAGCUCAGCGCUUGCUGGCUGUGAAACAACGUGACGUGGGAUACCUGAACCCUGGCGAUCGUGACUACGACCAGAAGUUAACGCAGCUUUGGGGUGGACCUGGGAUCCGGUGGUACCACGAGGCUGUCAGAACAUUUCCUGCUUCGUAUCGUGGUUCUGACAAGGUGGCUCUCGUCACCGGCAGUUGUGGUGGCAUUGGGUUUUACGUUGCCAAGCUACUUGCUCAUUGUGGCUACACUGUGAUCAUACCCGCAAGACCAGGUUUGGAGAGUGAGGCGCAAGGCGCGAUGUCUGCAAUCUCCGAAGCUGUCCCUGAAGCCAAGAUUGUGAUUCCUCCUUCGACCUUGGAUCUCAGAAGCUUCGCGUCUGUACGCGUGUUUUCGAAAUCUGUCCGAGAAGCGCACCCGUGCAUCGAUGUUCUUUGCUUGAACGCCGGUCGAGGCGGUGGCUCAAGCGACCCUCGCGAAGAUACAGGUGAUGGGCACGAGGCAAUCAUGCAAGUAAACACCACGAGUCAGUGGUUACUGGCGUGCGAGUUGCUCCCAUCUCUGCAGGCUAGCCCAAAGGCGCGAAUCGUCUGCCAGUCCAGCGGCGCGCGCUUCAACGUCAGGCCAGAAGAUGUCCAUGACCUCGACGGUACCGGCCCAGCUGCUUUCAACGCGUGGGCCCAGUAUUCCUUGUCGAAGGCAUGCAUGUGCCUCUUUGCUCGUGCCCUGAAUGAUCGCCUUGUUGCACAUGACGUCGAUAAUGUCAUCGCGCUCGUCUCCGAGCCAGGUCUGACUGCUACCGGCGUGAACAUCCAGCACGACUUGGUCAAAAGCCUUGGCCUCACCAAGCGUGGCUUAAACAAUACGAAUGAGAUGCACGAUCAAGCAGGCCACCAUGCUGCAGACGGCGCGCUGCCCAUGACUCUGGCGAGCUUGGUGGGAGAAAGGAACGAGUUCUUUUGCACAAAUGGCAAUCGGUGUGGUUCACUGUCGGAAGCCGCCUUCAAGGCACCGUUGCGAGGAAGGGGAGAGCCCAUGCUGUGGGAUCCUGCUUUCUGUGACAAGUUCUGGGACAGUGCUAACCUACUAACUGGGGCGAGGUGGUCUUUCGCAUAGUCUGCAUGUGUGGUGUUUGAUUGCUUCCCGCAGCGUGUGAAAUAGUAAACAAAGGUAGGUGCAUGUAUGUACGCUGACGUCCAUUAGGG
This is a messenger RNA of Prorocentrum cordatum, 1553 nucleotides long. Lineage: Eukaryota; Dinophyceae; Prorocentrales; Prorocentraceae. The record is from the annotation of a GenBank genome assembly.